AUGCACUUUGACCGAGGACCAUCCGCUCCGAACGAAACAAUCAAGUAUACCAAUUUAAUUUUCCAUCCACCUGAUUUCAUGGCCAACACAACUAGGAAAAUCGAUCCUAACGUUCCAAACUUCAAACGAUUCGUUCCUAAAUCCUUGAGAACUGACGGUCGUGUAUCUGCUGCAUCCAUGUACAGUCACAACAACACCACAAUUAACACUACAAUCCCAAUGAUUGAUUCGAGAAAAAUACAUUGA
Caenorhabditis briggsae is the source of this 246-nucleotide messenger RNA. The transcript has a single exon. The coding region runs from base 1 to 246 and encodes 81 amino acids. Lineage: Eukaryota; Metazoa; Nematoda; Chromadorea; Rhabditida; Rhabditidae. The record is from RefSeq and is a predicted model, not a curated record.